AUGUCUGACAACGGCAGCAAUUUGUCCAGACGGUCCUCCUCCCAGACCUCACACUCUUCUGCAACUGCCGAGCACAAAAAGCCAAAGACAUUGCGCGGGCUACCGAAAAGACAUGGCUCCAAGGCCUCCGCCAGGUCAUUCGAAGAUGAUGAUCCGGCCUUGACUUCCUUCCCAUCAUUCUCCCCUGAGCCGGAACAGAAAUCUUCAAGCGUUAUCCAAGAGGUGGUAUCCCAACCGCUAAGGACGGUAUCACAAAGGGCGCGGGAUAGAAAGGCUACUUUGGCCGGUUUGACGAACGCAUCGCCAUCAUUCAACAAACAGAAUGCUCUCUUUGAUGACUCUCCACGCUCUUCACUCGAUAUUCCGGGCUCUCUGCAUCUGGCUAGUGAUGGACAUAUUGAACGGCUAAUCAGCAAAACUGGGGCAGUCAAGCUGAUCCGGCAGUAUGCCUCAGAUCUGGCUCAGAGGGAUGCCGAAAUCUCGGCGCUGCGGAUCCGCGCAGACAACAGGGAGCGAGAGUUGAAGCGAUUACUACGAGAAGCUAGUGUCUCAACACCUGAGGUCGAGAAGAGAUUAUUGCGACUGGAGCAGGGGUUUCCUGGUCCAGAAAAUCAAAGCCUCUCUGGCUCAUCUGACCACAUAACAUCCGUGAUCACUUUGGAUGGGAUGAUGAGCGAAGCCAUGGAGGAGGGUAUCCUCGUCAACAGCCCUGUCGAUGAGCCCUUCUCAGCGGAUCUGACCCGAGAUGGGCCGGAUCCAAAUUUCUCGCAAGUCGACAAUAAUCAGGGCGGUCGUAGUAGAGCUACGUCCACGGCGUCCACGCAGCUCAAAGGCAGCAGAACUCCAAGCCGAGCGAACAGCUCAAUCAGUGAAAACAGUCAAGAUAUGGACGCCACCCUCCGGCCAAAAGUCAGUGGCAUCAAUCCAACGAAGCUAUCAGGACUCCAGAGUAUCUUCCAGCCACCUUCACAAACCACCAGCUAUUUCAUAGGAGGGAAGUCGUUGAGAAAACCUAAGCUUGGUGAUGAGAUUAGUGUACGCUCAAACCAGUCAGCUCGUUCUUUUACUUCCUGGACACAGAUAUUCAGUGGGAAGACACAGCCGGGCCGAUCCAGGGCUUCAUCACUAGGACAAGAUGCCAAUGGUAAUGCAGCGCUGCCUACUGAUGCAGAAGCGUCGCUUUCAAGCUUAUCGAAAAUCAAAACCCAGGUCGCUGGAAAAUCGUCAGCGUCCCUACCUGCCUCGGACAAUGCCAAAAUGCGCCCUCCACCUAGGCGUGCCCCAACCCCAAACAGACUCAAUACUAGUCCAAAUCACGUCCGAAAAGAGUCGAAUGCAAGCAACCUCCCUCCUACUGUGGAGCUGGACUCUAUGAUUGAAAGCUCACAACUUCCACCGACCAUGACGAGCCAAUAUGAUGACAAACAUGGGCUAUUGACGGACAGGUACGGGUUUAUCUUCGACCAAUACCGUCGAAAACGAGAAAAUCUGCAGGUUCGGGUCCAUAAAAAGAACAAGAUGAGCAACACCGAGACCUUGGCUAAUCUCAGGGCUGGAAGUCCGGGAUCCGAAGACGUAUUCUCAGACAGGCCCUCUACUCCUGCCUCAGUUGAUGACGAAACACCCAAGAAAGCGUGGUCUGACUAUCUCAAAGUGCCGGGUGCAUUAUCGUCUGGCAGACCCAAGGAGUUGCUGUCACAUACUCCGUCCGCUGGCGCUGUUGUUACUGUCAGCACUGCCGAUGGAGUUACUCCUACUACGCCACCACAUAGAAGUAGAGAGGCGUCUAUCUCGGUCAAUUUAUCCACACAAAAAGCCAUGCCGACCACCAGCGUCGUGGUCGAACCACAACAUUCUGCCAUCACGGCCACAUCGUCAGACUUGACGGCUGAUUCCGAGAAUGACACCUACAACGACUCUGGCCCAACUAAAAUUCUACUAGAUCAACUGAGAGAUCUUCACGAUGCCUUGCAAACGGAAAGAAGUGCACGAUGGAACGAUUUUCUUCGUCGAGUAAGAGCUGAAAGAGCCAGUAAUACCGAUCGUGGAGCCAACAACCCCCCCGAAGCAGAGCUCCUCAAUGGCGAACUUAUUGGGAUCGCAACUCUGGGGCGCUCAAAGCAGACCAGAAACAAAUACUUGCACUUCAAAUCGCUGGUUCUUGCUGGCAUUCCGGUGUCACUUCGACCAAAGAUAUGGGCUGAGUGUUCUGGUGCAACCGCGCUGCGAAAUCCCGGCUACUACGAGGAUCUGGUUGCCCGUUCCCAAGACGGCACUGACGUAGACCCGGACAUCGCUAGUCAGAUUAAGGCGGAUGUUAGGCGUACACUGACUGACAAUGUAUUCUUCCGUCACGGUCCUGGAGUUCAACGACUCGAAGAAUUGCUGAGAGCAUAUUCACUUCACAAUCCCCGUAUUGGUUACUGCCAAGGCAUGAACCUUAUCACGGCGUCUCUUCUACUCAUCUGCGCUACGGCCGAAGAUUGUUUCUGGCUCCUCGUCGCCAUCAUUGAUGUCAUUCUGCCCAGUCAAUACUUCAGUUCGACGUUGCUAGUUGCACGAGCAGAUCAAAUCGUUCUCCGUCAAUAUGUUACCGAGAUACUACCGAGGCUCAGUGCUAAACUGGAAGAACUCGACGUCGAUCUCGAGGCGCUUACAUUUCACUGGUUCUUGUCCCUCUACACAGGGGUCCUCACCGGUGGUGAGGCCUUGUAUCGUGUAUGGGACGUUAUCCUUUGCUUAAACAGCUCUGACGCCUUGCCCUAUGGAUUUGAUCAACCGAAGAACCUGACGGUUGAAGUCCCUGGUCUCGGGCGCAGCCAGCCGUCUACCCCGGUGACACCGGCCAUGCCUGAGUCGAAUGCGGAUAACGAACACGACGGGACUAGUUCUCCCUUUCUGUUUCAACUGGCGCUGGCGCUACUGAAACUAAACGAGAAUUCCAUCCUUGCACUUGACUCUGCGGCUCAAGUGUAUACGUAUAUCAAUCACAACAUGACGAACCAUGCGAUAAGUAUCGAUGCGUUGAUUCAAGCUAGUGAAGGCCUCCGAGUGAAGGUGAAGAGGAACGAAGUGCUUGAACGCAGGAAAGCGGCUAUUAAAGAACUUGGUGCUUGA
Molecule: messenger RNA, 3117 nt
Organism: Exophiala spinifera
Lineage: Eukaryota; Fungi; Ascomycota; Eurotiomycetes; Chaetothyriales; Herpotrichiellaceae
Exons: 3
Coding region: 1-3117 (1038 amino acids)
Source: RefSeq, a predicted model, not a curated record